Molecule: messenger RNA, 954 nt
Organism: Parnassius apollo (apollo)
Lineage: Eukaryota; Metazoa; Arthropoda; Insecta; Lepidoptera; Papilionidae
Source: the annotation of a GenBank genome assembly
AUGGAGAGUGUAACGGUAUUACCUCUAUUUAACUUUUCUGUAUCGCUUAUAAAGGGUUUUAUAGACAGUCUACGUGGAGUAACAGUACUUUUAUACCUUGACAAAGAAAUAAAUGAACGAGCCCUCAGCCGAUCUCCACAAAUUGAAUCUGAAAAUAACAAACAAAAAAAUGUGAAAGUCAAACAAGAAUCAAAAGUACUGACGAGGGUGUUACAGUCGUGCAUUCUUAAUGGUUUUAUAUUUUUGCUGAGCAUUCUUGUGUUCGAGUAUGCUCUAUUACCAGCGGUGAAGUAUUUAGUGCUGGCUGUCUUCGGUCACGACCCAGGUGUUGCUCACAAUGUAUGGGCUUGGAUGCAGCCUUUCCUUUCUAUGACGUUCAGGAUGAUUUGGGUGCUUCCACUGUUUUUAUUGAGCAAGCUGGUGAAUAGUCUGUGGUUUCAGGACAUAGCGGAUUCGGCGUACAGACACCGGCGCGGUCGGCCGCAAUUUAUGUCUAGCGUCAGCAAAAUCAUUGCCGACUCGCUUUUCAGUUUGCUAGUGCAAGCUUUGUUCCUAGUUCAGAGUAUGGUGGUGAGCAUGCUGCCGAUAGCGUACGUGGGCGAGCUGCUGUGCCUGGUACACAUGUGCCUGUUAUACUCGCUGUACUCGUUCGAGUACAAGUGGUUCAACAUGGGCUGGGAACUGCACAAGCGGCUGACGUUCAUCGAGACUAACUGGCCGUACUUCCUCGGCUUCGGCCUGCCACUCGCUGUACUCACGCAGAUACCAAACUCUUAUAUAAUAAGUGGUUGUGUAUUCUCCAUUUUCUUCCCGGUGUUCAUUUUGAGCGGGAACGAGGCGACCCCUGUCAUUGGAAGUGAAUAUCCGCUAAGGUUGUUCUCACCGGUGGUGGCGCUCUCUAACGGCAUGUUCCGGCUCGCACGACGCACCGCCGAUGUCGACAGGAAGAGCUGA